Aspergillus udagawae is the source of this 960-nucleotide messenger RNA. RefSeq names its product Dcp1 family protein. Gene Ontology annotation, biological process: deadenylation-dependent decapping of nuclear-transcribed mRNA; positive regulation of catalytic activity; deadenylation-independent decapping of nuclear-transcribed mRNA. The coding region runs from base 1 to 960 and encodes 319 amino acids. The transcript has a single exon. NCBI's taxonomy places the organism in Eukaryota, Fungi, Ascomycota, Eurotiomycetes, Eurotiales, Aspergillaceae. The record is from RefSeq and is a predicted model, not a curated record. Gene Ontology annotation, cellular component: P-body. Gene Ontology annotation, molecular function: mRNA binding; enzyme activator activity.
AUGACGACCCGCAAACCCCGACGAUUGAACAAUGGCAAUGGCAACAAUCAUCGUCACAAUCACCAUGGCACGCAACCCUCCGACUAUGAAUCCGACUACCCAAACUACUUUUCCGACACGCAACAACAGCAAGAACAGCACAUGCCUCCCCCGCCGUUACGCUCCAACGAGGAGCUGAACCUCUCUGUCCUCCGCCGCCAUAACCCCUCUGUGAACUCGAUUCUGUCUCUCGCUCCAUACGCAGUGGUUUACUUGUUCAACCCGACCUCCCGACAGUGGGAAAAAAGCGGCGUGGAGGGCUCACUAUUUGUCUGUCAACUAUCUCAAGGAAAGCUAGGGGAGGAACGAUACAGCGUCUUUGUGCUGAACCGACGCGGCCUCAACAACUUUGAUAUUCUGUUGACGGACGGAGACAACGUGGAGCUUACGGAGGAAUAUGUCAUCAUCAAAUCCGACUAUGACAUGGAUACAACCCAAGGCAUGAACAACAAUAAUGACUACAAUGGUGCCCAGAAGAAUGCAAAUCCCGCCGACGUCCGUAUCUACGGCCUCUGGAUCUUCUCCGAGCCACCGCCAAACUCGACAGCCGAAACACGCACAAUCAACGCCCAUAUGAUCCGAGAGUGCGCCGUUCAUGCAGGCCAGAGUCUGAAGAUCGCCCAUGAGCGACUAGAUGCAGCGCGUCAGAACGGCCUUCAUGUUGCUGCUGCUGCCGCUGAGGCUGGCUCCAUGGAUGAAAUGUACUCGAGUGUUCCUAUGGGCCGUCAGAUCUCCUUGAAGGACCUCUUUGGCCAACAGAGAGCACAGGACGAUGAAUGGAGUGUUAAGGCGCACAAUAUUGGUCAACAGCAAUGGCAGCAGACACCGAUGGAGACGCCGGCGGCGGAACCGCAACCUCGACAGGAUGUUCUGGGGGAUUUGUUCAGAAGAGCAGGACUGCCCUACCAGGGGAACUCUUAG